AAUGUUUGUUAAAAUGUGAAGUAAAAUAUAUAUUUUUACUUAGAAAUAAAAACUAUUCAAUUGGAGUUUUGGUUUUUUAGAUUUUUGUUGUUGUUGUUGUUUUGUUUUGUUUUGUUUUUUGUAUUUGAAGCCGAACUCAUGCUAUUUUUAUUAAGGCAGAACUUUCGUGUGAAUAAAAUUUUUGUGAUUGUUUUAGUUGAAUUUACAUGAAAUUACAUAUACAGUGUAAUGUUGUUUGAAAAAGUGCUUUUCAGUUUAUGUGUAGGUUCUGUGCAUAGGACAUACUGUGUAACUUCUGUCCUCAGGACAGAAGGCAGGGCUUCCGUCUUCCUGGCUGCAGUUCUAGUGGCAAAUGCAUAGAAAGGUGCAACAGCUGUCGUUAUUAUUUAAAAAAAGUAGUAAUGUAAUUUCAUGCCUGUGUUUAAUUAAAUAAGUAUUUUUUUCCAAAGGAACGAGGAAAGGCAAAAGAGAGUAACAUUGUCUCCUUCUGCUGCUUCUUUAGCCUCUUUUCUACAUAUUAUUGUGUAUUUCCUGCUUUCCUGAGCAUGCUUUUCCAUCUUCAAGUUCCUUUCUCCAAUACACAAGCUGAAAAACAUAGAAUAACCUAGGUUUGAUGGGACCGCUGCAGGUUACCUCAUCUAAUCCCUGGUUUGACGUAGCAUCAAACAUCAAAGUAGGAUCAUGUUCCUUGGGACGGAGCCUCUCUGCCUCUUUUUUCAUUCACCUACUUUUUGCCAUUUUUUCUGUGUUACUGGCUUUGCAAGAAAUACGAUUUUGAAAACUUCUUCGUUGUCUGAAAGUUCUUAUUUGUUGAUGGUAAUCUGAAAGUGAAUCGGAAGAGCAGUAUUGUUUGGAUCAGAAACUUCUGAUGUUAGAACUGGCCACAUUCUUUGGUCAUCACUACUAGCAUAUUGUGUUUAAUUGAUUUUUCACAUACUGCCUUCUCUGUUUUCUUCUCACUUGUAAAUCCAAAACAAUUGGUCUUAAAUAUGCAUUAGAUUUUCCUGUUGUACUGGUUUUGGCUGGGAUACAGUUCAUUUUCUUCGUGGUACAUGUUCUGGUGCUAUGUUUUGGGAUUGUGCUGCAAACAGUGCUGUUGACACAGGGAUGUUUAGUUACUGCUGAGCAGAGUUUACACAGGGCCAAGGCCUUUUCUGCUUCUCAGACUGCCCCGCCAGUGAGUAGGGUGGAGGUGCACAAGAAGUUUGGAGGGGACACAGCCAGGACAGCUGACCCCAACUGACCAAAAAUAUCCCAGACCAUGUGACAUUGUGCUCAUCAGUGAAAGCAGGGGGAAGAAGAAGGGGCGACAUUUAGAGACAUGGCGAUUGUCUUUCCAAGUUACUGUUAUGCACGAUGAAGCCCUGCUGUCCUGGAGAUGGCUGAACACCUACCUGUCGUUGGGAGGUAGUGAAUGAAUUCCUUAUUUUGCUGUGCUCAUAUGCACAGCUUUUGCUUUACUUACUAAACUGUCUUUAUAUCAAUGCAUGAGUUUUCUUACUUUUACCUUCAGAUUCUUCCCCCAUCCCAUCAUGGGGAACAAAGCAAGUGGCUGUGAGGGACUUCAUUGCUGACUGAAGUUAAACCGUGACAGUCCUUUCUGGCACCCAUCAUGGGACUAUAGUCCCUGGCUGUGCUUAUUUUUUCGCGUUGUCCUCUCCAGACUGGCCUAAGUGCUAUGGCAUGAGCUAUCUUCCAGAAGACUAAUGUGCCAGGCCAUCGCACCCACCCAAUCCAGUAAACCCAGUUGUGCCUUUCCUCCUCCUGGCCAAAAGGCAGGGCCCCUUUGUUCCUGGUCAGAGUAUUCAUUACUUGAUUUUUGUAACUGCAAAAAAAAAAACCAAACCUGGUCUUUAGCGUGUACAGCAAAAAAUGGAGUAUGGCAAAUAUUAGGGCUGUGUUUCCACCUCUGCGGCAGUCAAUUCCAGGUGCACUACAUACCCCUCCAGGUGAAAGCAAACCAUGACCUGCACUCUGCUGUUAAAGGGAUCAGGAAGAACAUGUUACAGGUAUCAGUUGUAGAAGAUUGCUUGGCUGUCUUUGACUCCAGUUCAUACUGGAGUUCUAGCAUGUGCCGUACAGCAACACUCAGCAGCAGUAUGACUUCAUUGCAACCAUGAUAGUCCACUGUUAGCCUCCAAAAUAAAUCAUUCUUAAAUAGGCUACUAUUCAAGUUUCUCUUUUCAUUUAUCACUUGUAAAUUCUUAUGUGAGCUGUUGGCACAUGCACUUUUGGCAGUGUAUGAGUCGUCCAAUAGAUGGCUGUGUAGAGUCCUUGCAAAAAACAUAACCAGAUAUUACUGACUGCUUAGUACAAACCUUUACAUUUCCAUUAUUUUAUUCUGUUUCUGUAUCUGAAUCCCUCUGUCAGUUUCUGCAAAAUCAAUCAAUGGGAUAUGAAAGACUUCCUUAACAUAAUCACAAAGCUCUCCUUAGGAAGUAAGCCUAAUCCAGAUUGUCUUUCCCUCCUAUAGAAGAAGAAUUAAACCUAUGUUGUUGUCAAAAACAGCAUUGUGAACAGCCAAUUUGUUAUUUAAUACUUUUAGGAACAUUAACCUUUCUAAAGAUUUUUAUUUCAUUCAUGGAGAACAGGACCAGUCUGGUUCUGCUCAGAAUUUAAAAAGAUUAUGUAUUGUGAAACACCUUUUCACGCAUGCACUUAUACUCCAGAUUAAGAAUGGAAGAAUGUAAUAUUUGUAAAUUAGAGUUAUUGAAUAUAUGUAUGAUAUGUUAUAAUGCCAUUUAUUUGAUAGGUGAAGCUAAUGGCUAGCUUUCUUCAGAGAUUAAAGAUUUGUUUUUCUGUUUGCUGAUUUUAUGAUUACCUAGGAUCUGGGUUUUGUUUCUCCUCUUCUUGUUUUGCCACUGGCUUAGCUUGGUCAGAGCUGUAUCAAUGUGGGAGUGACAUUUCAGAGUAUUUGGAAUUGAACAAAAAGCUUACCAUAUCCGUAAACGAAGCUGGCAUAGACUGUGUCAAGUUCUGCUGUCACAGAAAACACAGAGAUGAGUCUCUCUUGUUCUAAAAUAUUUACGCAAGUGUUCAGAUUGCAGUUUGUUGUUUUUUUUUUUUAAUUCUUCAUACUGAAAUCUGUGAAAAAAGAGUCUUGUGGAUCCUGAAAGAUUCACAAGAGUGUUUUAUGGCCAGUUUGACCACUUCCACUCUGGAAAUUGUUUCAGAAAAUCACCUGUUUCAGAAAAUAGGAUUAGGUUUGUAAAGGAUGCAACUGAUUAGAGUGAUUGAUCACUGGUUUGUCUUUUGGGUUGUCUUCCUGUGGUUAUAUGUUUUAUUUAUUUUACCACCAUGCUAAAUCAAAGUCUUAAUUCUAACUCAAAAUCAGAUAUAGGAUGAUUUCAUAGUCUAUCAAGUAGCAGUACUGGUCUAUCAAGUAGCAGUACUGCUCUAGCAAUGGAAUACGAAGAUUGCAACCCAUAGUUAGGGUGAAGACAUUAAAUCUGUGUACAGGCAUCUCUGGAAUAGGUGUUACAGCAUGUCUGAUGAAAGAAUUAUUCUUUGUUUCAAAAUAAAGCUCUUGUAAACUAGCAUAGAUAGCAACAAAAGAUGCAGCAAGAAUAUACAGGAGGAAAGAGUUACCUGAUUCUUUUGAUUCUAAAGAUAAGAAGUAAGUGCGUGCUUCCCACACAUUUUAUAUCAUGAUUUGUCUAUGCUUAAACGUUAUUUGGUUUUAUUAUAAUUGGAGGCAUAAUGAUAAUACAAUGGGUGUAACCUACAACUUGUCACAUACAUUGUAUGAGAAUAUUUGAAUUAUAUUAUCUACAAUUGUGUCUGCUUAAUAACAAUUUUGCUUGUCAAGCAUGUCACUCUAUUGUGAAACAAAAGUGCUUUGUUGUUGUGAUGACAUGUACAGACUUACAUGGCAGCUUAGAAUAAAGAAUAUCAUGGCUACACACAUAUUAAGAAGCCAUGUGAGUCCGCUAUACUGGACAUGACCUUUCUUCUUACCAUUUGCCUGGUAAUUCUGGUUUGGCAAAGAGGAUUUUAAUUGCUGGAAUUGUCCAAGAAUUGCUGCUGUGUCUCCAUACCUAAUUCUUAACCAGUGUGUUGUACUGCAAAAGCUGUAUUUUACAUGGGCAAAACACACCUUCUAGGCAAAACUAAGAAUUUAUUAUUACUCUAAUUGCAAUCUUAAUGGUCAAACCGAAGAAAUACUAUCAAUACAGUUAAAGUUAUUUUCCUCAUACUUCCUAGUAUCCAUCCCUUUUUCCCUGGUGUUAUGCUUACCCUUUUACCUGCUGCAUACAAAGACAACGGCUUCCAUCUGAGAAAGUGUUACAGUGAGUUACCAUCACCAUAGGUCUUAUGCUUGGGGAAGUAUAAUGGGUGGUGCGGGGCUCUCUGCUCAUAUUGGGUCCACUUGCAGUGAUUUUUAAUAUGUUUUCUAGACCAGUCUACAAAUUAUUCAUUCUUCAUUGGUUUCCAUUUCAAUAUUACAGCUGAAUUUACUAUAUAUGGUGUGUUUCACAAUUGCUGGAUGCUUCUUGAAUACUGUCAUCCCAUACCCGUGAUCCUCUUUGCUACAUUUUUAAUCUAGGGUCUGGAUUGUUUAUCCUAUCACAGCCAAGCUGAAAUGGAAACAUAUUAAGUGACCUUUGUCUGAUUGUUUAACAAUUACUGUUACAGAUAAGCUAGAACAAAGCUUUAGGCUAGCACAGACAAGUCUAGAUAAAGGAAGCCCUACAAGCCCAAGUCUUGAGGUCUUGCAGAUUUAGUACAACCCUUGUGACAUGUUCCUAACAGUGGCAAUAGCAUAUUUCUUGGAAUAUAGGUGUGCAAUACUUAAUGAGACUUUUUAGAAGUCUGGAGCUAGGAUUUCCUCAUCUGUCUAACUUACAGGUCCUGAGAAUAUUAUUUUUAAGAUUUCUCCUCUGUUUUAAUUUACUUUGUUCCCUGGUCCAUGGGAUUUUCCUGCAGUUGUGCAUUAUGUGUGUGUGGCAGGAUGCAAAACCCUCUCUCUCCCCCUCUCUCUCCCUCCCUCCUUCAUCAUGGAAGGAGUAGGCACAUCUCCCUCUCUCUCUGCUGUUUGAGGCUAACAGCUUCUUUUGUUUGGCCCCAGAGCCCCUGGCCAGGGCCACUAGGAGAAGGGAGCGCCGAGGCCCAAGUGAGCCGCUGGGCGCCUGCGGCCGGUAUGGGGGAUGUUUGGAAGCUUCAGGGGCACCCCCACAGCCAGGGUGGGGGUGCAGAGAAGCUUCUGGAAUGCCUACAGUCAGAUCUGAUCAGCCAAUAGAAAACGGGACUCUCGUCGAUUCUCCGCCCAUUGUCACGGGUCUCUUGGAGCAGGAGCGAGAUGCUGCCUCCGAGAGCCCCCCGGGGGAUGGAGACUCCGCCUCUCUUGACGCCACGUAUCCGAUCAACAACUUAUCCUUACACAGAAACCCAGAUGUACAGCCAAAACACUGGGGGAAAUUAUUUUGAUACUCAAGGAAGUUCUGCACAGGUGACAACAGUGGUCUCGUCUCAUAGCAUGGUGGGCACUGGAGGGAUUCAGAUGGGUGUCACAGGUGGACAACUCAUUAGCAGCUCAGGAGGGACCUAUCUGAUUGGCAAUUCAAUGGAAAAUUCUGGUCAUUCAGUGACUCAUACAACGCGGGCCUCCCCAGCGACAAUUGAAAUGGCGAUUGAGACACUGCAAAAGUCUGAUGGUCUGUCCACUCACAGAAGCUCUCUUCUCAACAGCCAUCUUCAGUGGCUUUUAGACAACUAUGAAACUGCAGAAGGAGUGAGCCUUCCAAGAAGUACCCUUUACAACCAUUACUUGCGACACUGUCAGGAACACAAGUUGGAUCCAGUCAAUGCUGCCUCCUUUGGAAAACUCAUACGGUCAAUCUUCAUGGGGUUACGGACCAGAAGGCUUGGAACUAGGGGAAACUCCAAAUAUCAUUACUAUGGGAUUCGUGUCAAGCCAGACUCUCCUCUUAAUCGACUACAAGAGGACAUGCAAUAUAUGGCUAUGAGACAGCAGCCCAUGCAGCAGAAACAGAGGUAUAAGCCUAUGCAGAAAGUGGAUGGAGUUGCAGAUGGCUUCACAGGAAGUGGUCAACAGACAGGCACAUCUGUUGAACAAACUGUAAUUGCCCAAAGUCAACAUCAUCAACAGUUUUUAGAUGCAUCUCGAGUACUUCCAGAGUUUGGAGAAGUUGAAAUAUCUUCUCUACCAGAUGGUACUACCUUUGAGGACAUCAAAUCGCUGCAGAGUCUUUAUCGAGAGCACUGUGAGGCUAUACUGGAUGUGGUUGUGAAUCUUCAGUUCAGCCUGAUAGAAAAAUUGUGGCAAACUUUCUGGCGCUACUCUCCCUCUGCUCCACCUGAUGGCACUACUGUUACUGAACCAAGCAAUCUGAGUGAAAUAGAAAGUCGACUUCCAAAAGCAAAGCUGAUUACUCUGUGCAAGAAUGAGUCUAUUCUGAAAUGGAUGUGUAACUGUGACCAUGUGAUGUACCAGGCUUUGGUGGAGAUUCUCAUUCCUGACGUCCUUAGACCUAUUCCUAGUGCCUUGACCCAAGCCAUUCGCAAUUUUGCAAAAAGCCUUGAAGGUUGGCUUUCAAAUGCCAUGAACAAUAUUCCACAGAGGAUGAUACAAACCAAGGUUGCCGCUGUAAGUGCCUUUGCCCAGACUCUGCGAAGAUACACAUCUCUUAAUCACCUGGCUCAAGCAGCUCGUGCUGUGCUUCAAAAUACUUCUCAAAUCAACCAGAUGCUCAAUGAUCUUAACCGUGUUGAUUUUGCCAAUGUUCAGGAGCAGGCUUCCUGGGUGUGCCAGUGUGACGACAACAUGGUUCAGAGACUAGAAACAGAUUUCAAGAUGACUCUUCAACAGCAGAGCACGCUGGAGCAGUGGGCUGCCUGGCUUGAUAAUGUAAUGAUGCAAGCGUUGAAACCAUAUGAAGGAAGACCUAGCUUUCCUAAAGCAGCACGGCAAUUUCUGUUAAAAUGGUCUUUCUACAGCUCAAUGGUGAUUCGAGAUUUAACCUUGCGCAGUGCUGCUAGCUUUGGCUCUUUUCAUCUGAUCCGCUUGCUUUACGAUGAAUACAUGUUUUACUUAGUAGAACAUCGUGUUGCUCAGGCAACAGGAGAGACACCUAUUGCAGUUAUGGGAGAGUUUGGUGAUUUAAAUGCUGUGUCCCCUGGAAAUAUAGAUAAAGAUGAGGGCAGUGAAGUCGAAAGUGAAAUAGAUGAAGAGCUGGAUGAAAACGGAGAGCCACAAGCCAAGAGGGAGAAAACUGAGCUAAACCAGGCGUUCCAGGUGGGCUGCAUGCAGCCAGUGCUUGAGAGUGGAGUGCAGCAGAACCUCCUGAACCCAAUUCAUAAUGAGCACAUUGUUGCAACUACUCAGACUAUCAGACAGUGCAGUGCUACUGGAAAUACAUAUACUGCAGUCUAAUAUGAAACCUCCUCCCUUGCCCCUGACACACCCCAUGACAUUAGCCCUUUCGGUUUAAUAUGAAAAAAAAUAAAGAUCAUAACUUUGAAGGUUGACUGUUGUCAAAUUUUAGCUGUGCUGAACGUUAUUUUAUUGGAGCUGUUAAACGGAAUGGGUGUAUGUAUUUUGCCAGAUCUGUUUAAAAAAAUGAGAAUUUUUUUUUUUUGUAAACAGAAUAAUUUCACAUUGGCCGCUCAAUAUGAAGAGUUUUCUUAGUAUCAAAUGCAAGUAAGAUAUUUGCAAAGCUUAAUGUUAAUGUUUUGUCCUCUUAUAAUAAUUUAAUUUUUUUCACAGUUUUAAAAAAUAUUUUACUGUUAAUUAUUAGUUAUGGUGAUGAUUUCAUAUAAAUAGGUUUGUAUGUAGGUGCACUUCUGUGAAAUAUCAAAAGAAGUAUUUUCUUUGAUUUACACUGGAGGCAUACUUGUUUGACAGCAGAUGUAUCAAAUUUGUUAUAAAAGGUGCUUUUCAUUGGACAACUAGAAGACACUAUUUUGAUAAAAUUGUGAGCAUUCAUGGGGAUUUUUAUAAUAAUUCUGGAGAGUUGGGAAGAUCUAGUUUCUUUCUGUGAGAAAGAAACGAGUUUAACUGACAGAAUAGUAAAGGAAUGUGGUAAUGUGUACAUCAUAAACAUACCUAAUUAUCUGACCAUCAUGUAAACAAUGCAAGCUUCCUAUAAAAUCAGCAAUUCCAGGUAUUAUUUGCAUACCAGUUCCUCUGUUUUGAAGACUACUGAUUUUAUAUGUUGGGCCACUGAACAGGUGCUUUAGGCUGUUGAGUGGUACUGUAGUUGUUAGAAACUGAAGCUAAAAAAGAAGUGACUUGAUUAUUAUUAUUAUUAUUAUUAAUUUUACGUGUACGUGCUACUUAUGCUGAACUGGACAUACAGGAAAACAUUCCAUUUGGAUGACUUUCUUCUAUUCCAGGUCUUUCCUACUAGUGGUUCAAUCUGCUGCUCUUAGAAAAGAUGAUUUAUAGAAUGCAAGGAAUGUAGCAACCCUGCAUCAUUUUCCUUUCAAAAAUAUUUCCUUGUUGUUAAAGUGGAUUUAAAUUUUUACAGAAAUUAGAUAAGGCAGUGUAACUGGCACACCUCACUUGUACUUAUUCCCAAUUGUGUAGAAUUUGAAUAGGUGGCUAGAUGGACCAUUGCCAUUUAAGAAUGUACAUCAGGGAUCAUUGUACCUCGGCUAUUACAUGGUGCCUUAAACAGAACUGAAGCUAAGACUUAGUACUUUUUGUUAUUCUUAACUCUUAAAUUAAUUCAACAGGUGUGCCUGUCAUUUUCAAAUUCCCUAAGAAGUAAGGACAGGUUACAUAGCCUUCAAAAGAAUAAAAGGAUUUUUUUAUUAUUAAAUGAUUUUAAUAUCCCUCUUAGAAUGACAAUAAACCUAUUUUUUCUCAUUUCUAGCUGGAUUUCACUUUAUUACAAAUAAAAUUUGCUUGAGAAUUUGGAAAGCAAAACUAGCUUUAAUACCAACUUCAAAUGUCAAAAUAGAUUGACCAUAGUCCUAAGCAUGGUUAUGUAUUUUCUAAACCCUUGCCUACUUUUAAUUUUAAAAACUAAAAAGAAAUAAAUGAGCAGGUACAUAACGCAGUGCAUGUUUUCAAUUUCUAUAUUUUGUGAGGUAUCAGCCAGAUUUGCAUUUUAAUUAUGAAGUAAUGACAGUUUAUAGAGACCAUAUUAAUUGACAUUAAACAACUCAAUUUUUUCUUCUUAAACAUUUCAUUAUGCAGACACAUUAAUUUGCUACACUAAAGUAGUGGAGUUAAAUAAGAUAAAAAGCCAAAAAGUGAAGGAGAGCACAAAAAGAUCAACUUUAUAGAAAAGACUGUGUAAGAAAAUUAGGGCUUUUAUUUUGGUUUAUCUAGUGUGUCUGAAAAUGACUUUACAGUCAUAUAUACCAAAUGGGAGAAAAGCAUGUAAAACAAACAGCAUAUUUAGAGCAGACAAGUUUGUUGCUAGAGUUUACAUAUGCUCAAAAUACAGCUGCACAUUAACUAAAAUGUCCUAACAUUAUUGGUGUACAAAAUUAAAUUUUCAUUCCUUUGCAGAAUUAGGAGGUGAACCCAUUCUGCUCAUUCUAUGUAGGUUUAAUUCCUACUGAUGUCAGUAGAUGGCUUUUGCCCCAGUUAAAAGUGAAAGUGAGGUUUAUAUUCAAUAUUUCUAAACUCAUAAAUGCACUGAAUCUCAUUAUAAGUUUUGUUCUCACAUAUAUUGCUCAAAUGUGUCCUGAUUUUUCCUUGGAAAUCAGCACAUCUGUACCCUUCACCAAAAAUGCUAAAACUAAGCUGUGAUAAAUAUUUACUCCCCUUCAUUGUGCAUUAUAAGAUGUUUACAAGUAAAAUAAAGUGAAAUAAUUCAACAUUUUUUUCAUUUUCAGCUUUUUUUAAUACUGUAGUACUUGUUUAAUUUUUGUGUUGAUGGAACUAUAAUGUUUUCUUAUUAUUGUCCUUUCUUGGUUUAAUGUUGGAUUUGUUGUUGCUGAGAACGAUUGUAAUAGGCAAAUCUAGAUUGCCAAAAGAGGUGGGACCUGAGUAUCUUUCAUUAUUUAGCUCCACGCUCCACUCAGUUGUUCACUGCUUACAAAGUGCAAAACAAAACUGAACAAAAAUCUGAAUACAAAAAUGGAAUGUAUUUCACAGCUUCUAAUAAAAUAAGUUAUCAAAACAUGUUGGAACUAUCCCAGGUUCAGAAAACUGAAUGGAGUUUGUAUUCCUAUGCUUAAAUUCUAAAGAUUUUACCAGAUUUUUUUAGAACAACUAUGUUACUGUAAGCUGUGUUGUGUACUUACAGUUUUUGGGGGUCUUCUCUUUUGGUUUUACAUUUACUGACAUUUUAAUCAAACACUUAGAUAAAAUAUUUUGCACACUCUUGCUACUUAAUAGUUGGGUUCUAGUAAUCAUUGAACUACAGAGAUACAAAUACCUCAGGCCAUAUUCUAUAAUGUGUAGCAUGUGGUUGCAUUGCUGCACCAACUCUGAAGUCUGUUUAUUGUUAGUGCUCUGGAGAGGUGUAGUGUGUAACCACAGGGUAGACAUUAGGAGAGUUGAUAUGGUUUAUGUGUUUUAUCUAAUCUUGACACAGAAUCUGAAACAGUGGUUUUAGAGGCAUUUUCCCCAUUAGCACAAAUAACACAGUGAACAGUGUGGGGAAAUGGGUGUUGUUGAACUACCUUUUCAGAACACAGGGCCCAAUUUUCAAAAGUUAUAUGUUUAUUAAAAUUUGUUGAUAGAUUUUCAUAUUUCUCAUGGUAAAUCAGUUUUAAAGCUUUCAUUAUUUCUGUGUUUUGCUUUUGUACUGUAGCAUGCUCUAAGCACCUUCUCUAAAAAAAAAAAAAAAGUUCCAUACAAAUUUGGAAAAUAGAUUUUAAAUUAUUUACCUAUAAAUACAUGAUUCACAGCAUUACUGCCUUUAGUUAAAAAAUAAGAAAAUAGAUAAUAUUCUGUUAUUCCGGAAUGUAUAGGUCUAUAUACAAAUUUAAUUUAAAACGAGGUAUUUUUAAACAUCUAAACCACUUCUUUUGCUCACCUUUGUUUUCAUUCUGAUAUCUUUGGCAUUCACACCAUCUGCACUGUCUAGAAAAAAAUUUUAAUAGAGAUGCACUACACUCCAAUUUAAUUCAGAAUUUUUCACCAAAAUAGAAACAACCAUUAAUAGCCAUAAAAGAGCUGAUGAAAAAUAGAUAAGCAUACAACAAUAAUUGUAGAGUUUAAGACAUUAAAUUAAGAGAGCCGUAUGAAUUUCUGAAAAUUGGGCCCUUGUAUCUCUAACAGGACAUCCUCUUUGUAUAUGGUUUGAAACAAAUCAAUAAUGGAAUUCUAGUAUCUCUGAUAAUUCAUUUGGUGAUUAUAGACAAACAAAUAAUAAAAACUGGAAUAGAAGCAUAAACAUGCAGUGCUUAGUUCUAGUAUUAGAGAAUUAAUUUGAUAUAAUGCCUUGCAUUAACCCUUUGAGCAUUGUAAGUAACAUAAUGGGAACAAAGCUUUUUAGAUAAUUUAAUUAGUCCAUUGAAGAUAUACUUUGAAAUAGCUGAUAGUGUUGUAGAUUUUUUUAAAAUUAUUUCUAAAGUAAAUACUUGCAUACUAUACGGGAAUGGUUUUGUUAUAGGAGGCUCAAUAGAUGUAGGCAAAAUAUUCACUGCCAUUGAUGUAGUACUGUCCAAUAGAAAAUGGUACUUCAGCUUCCUUGUUUUGUUAAUUUCAUAAAUACAUUAAGAAAAACAAGCAUAUGUUUCUAUAGACAUGAAGUUGUCUACUUUAAUAUGCCUUUAGAAUAUAAAGGUUUAGAAAAUAUAUUCAGACUUUUGAAAAUCUGAGGUAGGUUAGUAUAGGAAUACUGUGGUACUGUAAAAGAGAAUCUUAAGACUUGGAAGAAGGCUUAGUGAAAAAAAAUAAAUUUUGCAGAAUAUUUGGUAUGUUUGCAUUGAAGUUUUUGGCAAUGUUUUUGAUAAGAACAAAAAUUGCAUUAUUAUAUUGAUAUUCCUUUUAAAACUCCAUCACUGCAAUAAUAACUAGCUAAAAGAUGAAUGUUUUAUUCAUCUACAGGGGCACAGUUUGGAUGGCCCUUAUUGAAUGUCAGAAUUUUAAAAACAACUUAAAAAUUGCACAAGCCUUUUGCCAUUUUAAAAAGCCCCUUUGUUCUUACAAACACUGCUUACAAGAACAAGGGGACAAGUGUAGUAGCAAGUAGAUAUUCUUUGAACUUAAAGAUAGAAAUGCCACCUUACUAAAUGAGAGUACAAUACAUUUUCUACUGAUUUCUUGCAAUAUCAAUCAGUCAGCAAACACUAAGUGCAGCUGUGCUUACUUAAGUCUAGCUGAGGACAAAAAAAAGGGUCUCUUUAAGUUAUUUAAUGGAAUUACGUCAGUAGUAUAGUGCAAGUAAGUUGUAAACAUUUUUAGUCAGUUAAUGCAAAUUCAUGCAUAAUUAAUUAACAUAAAUGCAAUACUCAAAGGGUUUUAAUUUAACAACUUUUUUUAUUCAUAAUUUAUUGUAAAUGCUUCUGAGUUUGCAUGCCUUGAUCAUUGCUGCUAGUGAUUUUAUGUGCCAGUAGACCUGAGUUUAAUUUACCAGUUUACGUAAGAAAUAGUAAAAGCCACUUACAAAGUGACUGCCUAGUGUUUCUUUGAAGUAAAAUAUGCCUUAGUUUGAAAACUAUCAUUUUAACUCUUGUUUAUUCUGAUUUUUUUUUCCCUUUUCCUGUUGAAAAACUAAAUUAGCAUUUUGGGAUUGGAAGCCCUGAGUAGUUAAAUAUUUGGUAAGAAUUGUUCUUGUAAAUUGCUCAUUAAGGCUGAAAUUCGCUGUAGGGAUGAAGGCCCAGAACAAGCCUGUGAGCAUCAAAUGAGCCUCACUUAAAUCUAAAUCAGGAAAACGUUCUUUGGUUGUUCUUAAGCACUUUCUUGGUUAUUGUGCAAAACAUCUUACAGCAGUUUUCAGUUCUGGAUGGAUUUUACUCUGAAAUAAUGAACGUCUUUGUAAGAGGAAUUUAGACUUCAGAGGAACAACCUUGUGUGGAUUGAUAUUUACCAGGAACUCAGCUCAAUUCUUUUUGACUCACUGAUACCAGCAAGAGCUUUUUACACAAAGAAUACUUAAAUGGUUCCCCAAGUUUUCUUCAGUACAAUAUUUGAAGUUAUUGCCUUGUAUUUAAACAUUAAAUAUCCAUCUUUAACCCAAUUAAACAAUUUAAAAUAUGCUAGGAAAAUAUCACUUUGUACCAAAGCAAGUUGCCCAUCUCCACUCAUCUUCACUAAAAAUUUGGAUUUACAGUUAAUAACCAAUGAGGCUGUUAAAGAAACUUUGAGUGCCUUUCAAAAACUUGGAAAGUUGUGCCUAAGGUGGUAAACUUUAAUUAGGUUAAUUCUAGAGCUACCAAUCAGUGAUUUUGCCAUCACUCAGGGCUUUCUUACCUUCUAGAAAACUUCCUUUGUUGCGUUUGUUUUAUACUGUAUUUUUUUUAGGUGCCAUCAUUUAAAUUUCACUUAGUAAGUGGCAGAUUACAUUAUUCAGUCCCACAGCACAGAAACAUCGUAACACUAGGACAUAUUCAAACUUUUAUUUUCCAGUUGACUGAAUAUAUUAUGUAAAUGAGGUAAGCAACUUUUGUAGAUUGUAUGUGUGAGAUAAUGUAAUGUUCUUUUCCAGUUUUUGGACUACAGUUGAAUAUACUUUUUAAUUAUUUAAAGAAGACAUCUUUACAGAAUAACGUGAUGGUUUUUUUGUAUAAUGUAUUUGAUUUUGUAAAUACGUAUUUCCUGAUGUGAUUUUUGUGAGAAAUGCUAAAUCUUUUAGUAUAUCAUGUCCUCUCAAAACUGCAGGAGCGAAAUAAUAGUUUGUGGGCAAUUUGUAUUGUGUACUGUACAAUAACUGGGGAACUUUUAUAAUUAUAAAAAUAUAUAUUAACUUUUAGUGUGUUGUUUAAAAAAAUGACUGGAACAUACUAAAGACAGUAGGAUUUUUCUGAAUAUUUCAGACUUGAACUCAGGCUAGCUUUCUUGUGUUUUUCAAAACGAAAUUGUGUCUUGUCUUUUAAAAUCAAUAAAUUUGUUUUCUUGUUACAAACA
Molecule: messenger RNA, 13993 nt
Organism: Columba livia (rock pigeon)
Lineage: Eukaryota; Metazoa; Chordata; Aves; Columbiformes; Columbidae
Gene: RFX3
Product: regulatory factor X3
Exons: 15
Coding region: 5300-7393 (697 amino acids)
Biological process (GO): regulation of transcription by RNA polymerase II
Cellular component (GO): nucleus
Molecular function (GO): RNA polymerase II cis-regulatory region sequence-specific DNA binding; DNA-binding transcription factor activity, RNA polymerase II-specific
Source: RefSeq, a predicted model, not a curated record